AUGGGAUCUGUAGCAACAUGUCUAAAUUCUGUUUUACAGAAUAAGCUUGCUCUUAAAUUAGCUAUUACAGAAAUAGCAUAUAAUAAUAAUAAGGAAUUACUAAAAUCAAUUUACAAGACUAUUAAAGAUGAUACACCUGAAUUAUAUAAAAUUGCAAUUAGGAUUCUUAAAAUUCCCUCUUUAUCAGCAGCCUCAAAGCGUAAUUGGUCUGCUUUCUCUCGAAUCUAUAAUGAUAGAAGAUUACAAUUAACUAAUAAUAGGUUGGCACAACAAAACUUAAAUCAAAAUAAUGAUAUUUUAUUGGAUUUAAUAGAUAAUGAUUUAGGUGAAGAUAAUGAAGAAACAUUAAUGAAUAAUAAUGAAGGGAUUGAUAGUGAAGAAGUCGACAGUAAUAAAAUUAGUGAUGAAGAAAUAGAUGCGAAGAGUCAUAUAGUGAAUAGAAAAUAA
Molecule: messenger RNA, 447 nt
Organism: Scutellospora calospora
Lineage: Eukaryota; Fungi; Glomeromycota; Glomeromycetes; Diversisporales; Gigasporaceae
Source: the annotation of a GenBank genome assembly